AAAUUCACUGCAAUAACAUAAAUUUCUUCUCUAGACAAGGUUAUUGUGAGUGUUUGGGGGAAAAUAUAUAUUUCGAUCUUAAAAAUAUAAAAUAAAUAGAUAAAAGUAUCAAAAUGUCGGCCACGGAUCAAAUGAGGGCAAUGCUUGAUCAGUUAAUGGGCACAACUCGUAAUGGAGAUGAUGGACGCGGUCUUAAAUUUUCUGACGCCCGUGUGUGUAAAAGUUUUUUGCUAGAUUGUUGUCCCCAUGAUAUUCUUGCUUCAACUCGCAUGGAUCUUGGAGAGUGUCCAAAAGUUCAUGAUUUGGCAUUUAGAGCUGAUUAUGAAAGCGCAGCCAAAUCGCAUGACUUUUACUAUGACAUAGAGGCGAUGGAGCAUUUACAGGCUUUUAUUGCCGACUGUGACCGUCGCACAGAAUCUGCUAAACAGCGACUUAAGGAAACACAAGAGGAAUUAACUGCUGAGGUGGCCGAAAAAGCAAAUGCAGUACAUGCAUUAGCUGAAGAAAUCGGCAAAAAACUGGCUAAGGCCGAAGCGCUUGGGGAAGCUGGAGAAGUGGAAGAAAGUAUGUCUUUGAUGAAGGAAAUAGAUGAAUUGCGAACUAAAAAAAUUAAAGCAGAACACGAGUAUCGUACAUCAAUGCCUGCAUCAACGUAUCAACAGCAAAAGUUGCGUGUAUGUGAAGUUUGUUCUGCCUACUUAGGUAUUCAUGAUAAUGAUAUUCGACUAGCUGACCACUUCGGUGGUAAGUUGCAUUUGGGAUUCCUCACUAUUCGUGAAAAGUUGGUAGAAUUGGAAAAAACUGCAGGGCCCCGUAAAGCAGAGCUUAAACGAAGCGGAAAAAUUAAUGAACGCGGUGAUGAUAGACAAAGAUCGCGAUAUUUUGUAGGUGGUCGUGAAUUAGAUCGACGUUCUCGUGUACAUAGGUCUAGAUCUAGAGACCGAGCACGCCGUAACGAACGUGGAGGUGGAGCAAGUAGUUCUGAUAAUAGAUCCGAGAGACGAUCAGAAAAGGACAAAGAAAGGGAAAGGGAUCGUGACCGACGAGUAAAUGCUGCUUCUCCUGUGAGGGAAGAAAGAAAACGGUCAAGAUCACGAUCCCGUGCACAUAACUACAGUUCUAGACGGAGGUCACAUUCUCGUGAACGUCAUCGUCGUUAAAAACAGAUUUUGUUGAAAACGGAAAUGCAACUGUAUCCUACAACAUCAUCAUAUGAUUUAAAUGUGUACAUGACGAUUCCGGUAGCACAAAAAUAUCAUAAACCACCAUUGUUCAGAUUUUGGUAUGUAAAAACUUAUUGCUUAUAAAAUAAAAUAUAAGUACGAAAAUAGUAAACUUAUCUAGGUAAACUAAUGACUGACCAGAACAGUAAGCUGAGUGGACUAUUUCAGACCCAGGUGUCACGAAAGAGCGUGGUCUUAUGAUUUCAGUACUUAUGGUUCACAAAUUCACAUUCUAGUUAAAAUGAUUUGUCUUGGUACAUAUUUUACUGAUGCAUUGUCACCGGCUACCUAAUUGAACUUAAACCAAAUUCAACAUAGUAUCCUCUUUCCUGGGAAUUUGGCCCCCAUCUAUGAAAUAUUAAUAUGGUUGGGAAAUGAAAUACCUGUCUUAUUGCGUAUAGAGUUUUUAACAACCUGUGGAUAAGAAAAUUCUAAUAAAUGUUACAAUUCAAUUGGCCCUGGUAUGUAUUUAAGUAUGUAUUUUGUACAACUUUUCAAAUAUACAUAAAUCACAACUAUUAUAAA
This is a messenger RNA of Bactrocera neohumeralis, 1748 nucleotides long. Its product is annotated as putative RNA-binding protein Luc7-like 1. Gene Ontology annotation, molecular function: mRNA binding. Bases 114 to 1160 code for a protein of 348 amino acids. Lineage: Eukaryota; Metazoa; Arthropoda; Insecta; Diptera; Tephritidae. Gene Ontology annotation, cellular component: U2-type prespliceosome; U1 snRNP. Gene Ontology annotation, biological process: mRNA splice site recognition. The transcript has 4 exons. The record is from RefSeq and is a predicted model, not a curated record.